This is a messenger RNA of Xiphias gladius (swordfish), 2204 nucleotides long. RefSeq names its product aspartyl-tRNA synthetase 1 (gene dars1). NCBI's taxonomy places the organism in Eukaryota, Metazoa, Chordata, Actinopteri, Istiophoriformes, Xiphiidae. Gene Ontology annotation, molecular function: ATP binding; RNA binding; aspartate-tRNA ligase activity. The record is from RefSeq and is a predicted model, not a curated record. The coding region runs from base 131 to 1726 and encodes 531 amino acids. Gene Ontology annotation, biological process: aspartyl-tRNA aminoacylation. Gene Ontology annotation, cellular component: cytosol; cytoplasm; aminoacyl-tRNA synthetase multienzyme complex. The transcript is spliced from 18 exons.
AUCAAAGCAUCCGGUAUUUGGUGCUCCUUCCUUUCUGUGCCGCCCAUGCUGUUAACAGCUGAUUUUUAGCCUCUUUCUGCUAGACAGCCGUGAAAUAUUUUCUCCACAUUCUCUAAGAAUAUAGCUCGACAUGACUAAAGAGGAAGUCCAGGGGGCGACAGAAGAGGAACAGCAGGCUCAGUCAAAGAAGGCCCUGAAGAAACAGCAGAAAGAAGCAGAGAAAGCUGCAAAGAAGGCUGAAAAACAGGCCAAGCUGGCUGCCGAACAACAAAGCACAGAGGAAGAUGACUUUGCCAAGGACCGAUAUGGUGUGUCGGCUAUGGUCCAGUCCCAGCAAAAACUGGACAGGGCGUUGGUACGGGUCCAAGACCUUACUCCUGAGAAAGCUGACCACCUGAUCUGGUUGCGUGCCCGAGUCCACACCAGCAGAGCCAAAGGGAAGCAAUGCUUCUUGGUCCUGCGUCAACAGCAGUUCAACGUGCAGGCACUAGUUGCAGUGGGAGAUCGUGCCAGCAAGCAGAUGGUCAAGUUUGCCGCAAACAUCACCAAGGAAAGCAUUGUAGAUGUGGAGGCGUCGGUUAGGACAGUGGAGCAGAGGAUCGAGAGCUGUUCCCAGCAGGAUGUGGAGCUCCACAUUGAGAGGAUUUUUGUCAUCAGCCAGGCAGAGCCUCGUCUCCCCCUGCUUUUGGAGGAUGCUGUCAGGCCCGAUGGAGAGGGGGAAGAGGAAGGCAGAGCCACAGUCAACCAAGACACCAAGCUGGACAACAGGGUGAUUGAUCUCAGGACGACCACCAGCCAGGCCAUCUUUCGUCUGCAGUCAGGAGUGUGCCAGCUCUUCAGAGAUACCCUCACCAAAAAAGGCUUUGUGGAGAUCCAGACCCCUAAAAUCAUAUCAGCUGCCAGUGAAGGUGGAGCAAAUGUCUUCACGGUGUCUUACUUCAAAACCAGCGCCUACCUGGCCCAGUCUCCCCAGCUCUACAAGCAGAUGUGCAUCUGUGCUGACUUCGACAAGGUCUUCUGUGUAGGACCAGUUUUCAGGGCAGAGGACUCCAACACCCACCGUCACUUGACUGAGUUUGUUGGUCUGGAUAUUGAACUGGCCUUCAACUACCAUUACCACGAAGUGAUUGACUCCAUCACUGACACUAUGGUUCAGAUCUUCAAGGGCCUGAGAGACAACUUCCAGACUGAGAUCCAGAUGGUGAACAAGCAGUUCCCCAGUGAGCCUUUCAAAUUCCUGGAGCCCACUCUGAGGCUGGAGUACACCGAGGCCGUGGCCAUGCUGCACGAGGCUGGGGUGGAGAUGGGUGACGAGGAUGACCUCAGUACGCCCAAUGAAAAGCUACUUGGCCGUCUUGUCAAGGAAAAGUAUGAUACUGACUUCUAUGUCCUGGAUAAGUACCCACUGGCUGUUAGACCCUUCUACACGAUGCCCGAUCCAAACAACCCUAAAUACUCCAACUCAUAUGACAUGUUCAUGAGGGGUGAGGAGAUCCUGUCUGGAGCUCAGAGAAUCCAUGACGCUCAGCUGCUGACUGAAAGGGCCAUCCAUCACCAAAUUGAUCUUGAGAAGAUCAAGGCAUACAUUGACUCCUUCCGGUAUGGAGCCCCCCCACAUGGUGGCGGAGGCAUUGGCCUGGAGAGAGUCUGCAUGCUGUACCUUGGUCUCCACAACGUACGUCAGACCUCCAUGUUCCCACGUGACCCUAAGCGCCUGACACCUUGAACCUUCCACCAUGUGGACAAACCCAAUCAUCACUGGACCACCAUACAGAUGCUGGUGAUGGGAAAGGAGAGGGUAUAGGAGCUAGUGCCAUCCUAUGACUCUAACGUGCCCAUAUGAUUAACUAUUAGGAUGAAAGAAUAAAGCAGUUGCAACAGUAGGGUGUACUUUAUUGAUUGGUGAGCAUACUUCUCUAACAACAACAGAUUAAAGAGAAGGAGGAUUUAGCCAGUGGUUUAAGGAAGUUGCUUGUAAUCUGCACACACUUUAUCCAUCUUCUAAUCAACAAGUCAGUGUUUGUCCAAGUUCUUUUCUAUGGAGCUGUUAAAAAACUACUUUAAUACAGAUCUGAGUCCUUCCUACUACCAGCAUAGACUUAGGACUAAUGAUUGUGGUGUCCAGCAGUAUGCCUAUAACUACAAGUAUUUUGUAAGUAAUUAAUAGAACGAAGCUCAAAUGAGUAAAAAAAAAACUUCUCAAA